AUUUGAGUGCAGAAGCAGCUAACUUCUGGUCUCAUCCUGGCUAACUUUGAAUAACUUGACGCAGCUAAGCUCGUUCACUUCUGGCUUCGUGGCUCAUUGAAUUCGUUAGCUAACGUUUAUUUGUCGAUAACGUUGAACUGCAUAAGUGAAAAUGUCGUAUUCAUUAGCCACGUUUGUGGCUAUAGUGCUGCUCAGUUCGGAGGCCUCUGGGAAAAGCGUAACGGGACUUUUUAACAGCGAAGCAGCGAGACAGCAGAAUGGCCAGUUCAUCACUAAAUUUAUGUACCAAGGUGAUAAUGGUAUGUUGGUGAUCAGGCUGGACAAUUCUGCUCUGGCUACAGAGAAGGAGUCCAGAUUGCUGCUGUAUAAGGAUAUGGACUCAAGCCUUGACAACCUAAACUGCUCCGAGAGGCUCGCUAAAGCUCACAUCCCCGUUUCUCUCAGUGACCAAGAACACAACCAGACGAUCCCUCGUCAGUCCUCUCCUACGACCUGGCAGGCCCUAUAUGCUGACAGAUACACAUGUCAGGAAAAUGCAGUGAUUCCUUCCCACGCUGAUCUCCGUUUUACCAUCUUGUUGUUUAACGCCGACUCGGCUGGAAAUCCUCUGGAGCACUUCAGCGCAGAGGAGGCAGGUCUCCACAGUUUUUACUUCCUCCUCCUGCUGGCCUACUUCAUAGCCUGCUGUAUCUACAUCCAGCCUCUGCACCAGGCUCUGAGGAAAGGAGGUCCCAUGCACACUGUCCUCAAAGUGCUGACCACCGUGCUGGCCUUACAGGGCUUCUCCGCUCUCUGCAACUACAUCCACUUCGCCAGGUAUUCCAGAGAUGGUACUGGUAUUCCUCUGAUGGGCAACCUGGCAGAGUUCUGGGAUAUGGUGUCCCAGGUGUCCAUGCUGUACAUGUUACUGAGUCUGUGUGCGGGCUGGACUCUGAGCCGAGGCAGGAAGCCUCAGUCCAGACCUCUGCAGUGGGAACAGUCUCCGGCGUCCACGGCUGUUGCUGUUGGCGGAGUCGUUAUACAGGGGGCGUUGCUGCUGUGGGAGCAGUAUUCAGAAUCCGAGAGUCAACACCACAGCUACCACACCCCGCUGAGUCUGGCAGGUCUCCUCCUCAUGGCUCUGAGAGUGGGCCUGGCCCUCCUGCUGGCCUCUGUCCUCUACCAGAUCAUCUCCACCGAGCGGAGCACCCUGAAGAGGGACUUCUACCUCUGCUUCGCCAAGGGAUGCUUCCUGUGGUUCCUCUGUCAUCCCGUCCUCUUCGUCAUGUCAGCUGUCUUCAACAAGCACCAGAGGGAGAAGGUAGUGACUAUCGGUGUUAUCCUCUGCCAGUCCAUCGCCAUGGUGAUCCUCUACCAGCUCUUCCUGUCUCGUUCUCUCUACUGGGAGGUCUCUUCUCUCUCCUCUGUGUCUCUGCCGCUCACCAUGUCCAGAACGAACCACAGGGGGCGCUACUGAGCACAUCCACUCUCACGCUUAUGAGCGAAGGAGGACAUGCUACAACACAGAGGCUUCACCUCCCUUAACGUUCCAGUGUGUCAGAGGAGGGACACAACCUGAGCAUGAAGACAGAGAGUGAUGUAACGCUGCAGGGACCGCUCUCCUUCACUGUUACUGUUUCCUGGGAGAAUACUAUUGGUUACUGGUAAGCAAGUUAGCAGGGAACUGUAGCACAGGGUCAUAAAAUGACCAGAGGAAGAUUUUUACAGCAACACCCUACCUCUAGUUACUGGCCAACAUCUACAUUACUGAGUCCUGGAUGUCAUAAUAACUAACAGCCAAAGUACAAUUUGAAAACAGACUUACGCAAGCAUGUUAAAGAUGGAUUGCCAAGAUUCAAGAUUUUAGGAUGCGUCUGCAAAUGGUAAAAAAAGAAGAUUGUUCUCGUGAUGGCACAAAUGCAAUCUUUGUGCUCUUGGCUUUGAUUAUCCCACUUUUGUGUCUUAAAGGAUAAGGCUGGUAUAUUUUUCUUAUUGUCAACAAAUCCCAUGAAAAGCCAAAACCAACAAUUAGUAUGUCUGUAUUUUUUUUUUUUUUUUACUUUUCAGCCCAGUCUGUGGCCAUUGGUUCCUAUGAAGAUGUUCAUUUUUCAAAACUUGUCAAAAAUAUAUAGUUUCAUUUUCAAAAAAUGGCUUAGUGAUUUCGUAAAACAGCUGGACGCCGCAGUUGUGAAGCAGAUGUUACUCAAACAGGAGAAGAUUGUGCAUAUAUGGGUACUAUUUUUUUUUUUUUUUUUUUUAGCUGUGGAUGAAUCCACAUUUGGUGCUCUUGUGAGUAUUUCUGGCAGCAGGUCCAUGAUUAAAUCAAAACAAACUACGGUGUGUGUGUGUUCAUGGUAAUGAAGGAACAUGUCACCCAUGCAACAAUGUGGCUAGUUAAUGUGUUUUUAAUAGUUGUUGGACAACAAUGGAGUUCUAUGGUAAAGAGAAAUGCAAUAUAUCAGGCUUUGGCUCCACAGACAAUACAUUGUAGGUAUUUUCAUAGGUUUUAUUUACAAUAAAAGAACACUGUAGAUUAGUAUAGAUUAAUGGAUCAGUAUGUGGUAAGAUUGAUAUGUGACUCCGGAUAAACAGAUUGAGGUGGAGAGACAGUUGGGUGGACUCAAAAAUGGAUAUACUGAAGAACAGACCGGUGGAAGGAUGAAUACAGUUUGGAAAGAUGGUUACAAUAUGUGGAUAGGUAAAGAAAUAGAUUUUCAGGUACUUAAAUUAAAAGGAUUAGUGAGCCAACAGAUUAGUGUGUGCUCCCUGUAUAUGACGGAUCAAGCUGUACUUUAUUUCUUCACUCUCAACAUGCAUUUUUGAGCUGACAGCAUGUGAACCUUUGACAUUGUAUAAACCGUAUGUAGCUGGAGACACACUGCAUGAUCUUUUAUUUUUCAUUCACUGAACCUUGAGCUGGAGCACACUACCUGGGCCAAUGAUUUUCCCAAUUCCAAACUAACACUUACCUUUUCUGCCACAAAUGAUUAAGCCCUGGUCUAAGCCCACUAUGACUUCAUGUGAGUGAGGCUCAUUAAAGCAUUAGCGUUGCAUGAAAGCCCAGUGGGAACAGGGUUCAUUUUGGACUUGACACAUUUCAUAUUGUGAAAAAUGAAAUUCCACUUAAAGUGACAGCUGACAUUGAGCGUUGACAUAUUUUUUCAUUGUGUAUUUAUUUUUGUAAGUCAAUAUUUGGAAAGUGAAUGUUAUCUGGGCAGUAUGCACACGGUGUGUGGGUGGAAGAGAAUACAUCUAUAUUUUAUUUUGUCCCACAGGCCACAAUGACAAUCUUAUUUUUAUUAAACAACAACAUUUAAGGCCUCUGUAAUGUGUGUACUAAACUUUUACACCUCAAAUUGUUAGAUAUGGUUAAAAUGUAAUUUAAUUUGAAAACAGAAAAACAAGUGUUCAGUCAUUCCCUUUUUAGCGUUAUGCACUCUCCAGUUUCCAUUUAUUACGUGUAUUUAUUUUCUGAUACAACCUAAACUGUGGAAAUGUGGGAUCUGUGAUCAUUACAACUGUAAUAAAGUAACUGUAAUAAAAUACAUUUUAAGGUAA
Messenger RNA from Sander lucioperca (pikeperch), 3537 nucleotides. It is a transcript of the gene gpr180, whose product is annotated as G protein-coupled receptor 180. The transcript is spliced from 10 exons. NCBI's taxonomy places the organism in Eukaryota, Metazoa, Chordata, Actinopteri, Perciformes, Percidae. Bases 152 to 1456 code for a protein of 434 amino acids. Gene Ontology annotation, biological process: G protein-coupled receptor signaling pathway; response to pheromone. The record is from RefSeq and is a predicted model, not a curated record.